Molecule: messenger RNA, 1017 nt
Organism: Stylonychia lemnae
Lineage: Eukaryota; Ciliophora; Spirotrichea; Sporadotrichida; Oxytrichidae
Source: the annotation of a GenBank genome assembly
AUGAGCACUAAGAAGACAAGACUUGAGAUUAUCUUUGCAAAAUAUUACUUCGGUUUCGCUAUUUUAUCAGCUUUGUUCUUUGGAUCCUUUAACUUUAUAUUGGAUAGUGUAGUGCAACAACAAAUGAGUCUUAGAGUUAUGUACUUAAUGGGCACUGGAUGCUUAGUUUAUUUCUUCGUUUUCCACUUGUAUUCUGCAAUUGACCUUAAGUAAACCAAGGGCAAGUUUUGGCUUAAGAGCGAAUCUGCUUAUUACAGAGAUGAUGGAAGAAUAGAUUUCUUCUUGGUAAAGAUUAUAUUGUGUAGAUCAGUCUUUUCAGUGAUGCUUUUUACUUUGCUUUAUGUGAUAAUGUAUACCUCAGAGCUCUCAGGCAUCAGCAGUUCUGUCAUUAUCACUCUAUAUGCGGCUAACAUCUUAAGCACCUCUGUUGGAUUUUACUUUGUCUACAAUGAAAAACUAAAUUAUAGACAUCUGAUUGGCAUGAUAUUUAUUAUCAUAAGCAUUGCCUUCAUAUCCUAGGGUAAAACCAAUGUAAUUGGAGGAAGAAAAUCAGACUCCAACAAUACUGUUGGAAGUAAUAAAUCCCUAAGCAUAUUCGUACCAAUAUGCUUGGCACUUCUUGCCUGUUUAGUUAUCACUGCUUAAAGCUUAAUAACAAGAGCCAUUAGAUUUACUAAGAUAUCGUCAGCACAAUAUACCGCUGAUAGUCAAUUUUUGUCAAAUUCACUAUUGGUUUGCUUUGGUAUUUACGAGCAAAUCUAUGGAAAAUCCUACACAUCAAACGAGGCCUUAAUUUUUAUUUCAACGUCAUUCCUUCAAAUUAUCGGUCUUCUGUUCUUAAACGGAGCUAUCAUUUUUGGCAAAGCUGGGCCAAGCUAAGCCCUCAUUCAAUUGCAAUCACCUUUCUAGCUUGCUCUUGAAAUUAUAAUUAUGUCUCAGAUUCCUAACAUAUAUGCACUAUCAGGCAUGGCUAUAUGCAUUGUCGGUGCUCUUAUUAUUAUUCUUGGAAAGAAAUGA